Messenger RNA from Amphibalanus amphitrite, 725 nucleotides. RefSeq lists its product as uncharacterized. The record is from RefSeq and is a predicted model, not a curated record. The transcript is spliced from 3 exons. The coding region runs from base 97 to 417 and encodes 106 amino acids. Lineage: Eukaryota; Metazoa; Arthropoda; Thecostraca; Balanomorpha; Balanidae.
CGCCGCGCCCCGCAUAGAGCCCCGAUCAUCGGGCGAGCGAGGCCUCUCGACUCCAACUCGACCUCAAAAAGCAUCCAGGGGGCUCCAACGUCAGAGAUGAAGCUGGCCAUCCUGCUGGUCGGGCUCGCCCUGGUCCAGCUCUGCGCCUCCAUACCACUGCCAGGCGCCGGUGACAAAGGAAAAGAUGCACAAGCAGAGGCGUUGGAAAUUUUGACCGGUGAGCCGGGUCCCAAGAACCAGCGGCGAAAGCGAGAGGCUCUGCCCAGCUCCACGGACGAUAUUCUGGGGGUGGACCCCCUGGGCUCCUGCAUGCCACCAGAUGAAAACCAAGAAAAACCCAGUGACAAAUACAAGCCCGAUGCCCCGCCGCCGCCGCCGCCGAAGGAGACGUGCGGUCCUGUCGAAGAGGACAGGUAAAACAGGUCACUCCUGCUAAAGGUGUGUCAUCAUGAAAACAAGAAGGUGGGAGAGGGAAAAAUAACAAAGAGAGUAAUGGUUGUUGAAUCCUGCACAUUGUUUGGCUCGAGUGGCGUGUGACAUAGCGACGAAUAUUGAGCGUUGGUAAAUGACGGUAUGGUCCACGGAAAAGUGAUAGGUACUGCAUGAGAGUAGUUUGAAUGUUAUGUGGUGACUGGAGCGGUAUUCUAUUGAUGCCUGAGUGUAAAAACUAAGAAAGUUCGUUGUGCGUUACGAAUACCUGCGAAAAUAAACAUAACAGAAAUACG